Molecule: messenger RNA, 2543 nt
Organism: Aureobasidium subglaciale EXF-2481
Lineage: Eukaryota; Fungi; Ascomycota; Dothideomycetes; Dothideales; Saccotheciaceae
Exons: 2
Coding region: 43-2460 (805 amino acids)
Biological process (GO): rRNA processing
Cellular component (GO): nucleus
Molecular function (GO): RNA helicase activity; ATP binding; nucleic acid binding
Source: RefSeq, a predicted model, not a curated record
GCUACAGGCAGUCGCUACUUCUCUCACAGCACGAACCCAAAGAUGGCGCCACAUGUCACCGGUCGCAUGAAACCGACAAAGCCAAAGAAGCAGCAACGUUCCAUCAAGCGCAAGAGAGAUGAUGUAGACGUGGAAAAGCUGGAGCAGCAGGUCCAGGAUCUGGAUCCCAAGGGCAGCUACACGUCCUUCUCCGACCUCCCGCUCUCCCUCCCCACCCAAGAAGGUCUCAAAGCCUGCCACUUUGCUACUCUCACACCCAUCCAAGCACGCGCAAUUCCCCUCGCCCUCCACGGCUCCGACAUCCUGGGUGCUGCCAAGACUGGUUCUGGAAAGACCCUCGCCUUCAUCAUCCCCGUCCUCGAAAACCUAUAUCGCAAACAGUGCGUCGGUCAAGAUGCAGGUCUGGGCGCCAUGAUCAUCGCUCCCACGCGCGAACUCGCCAUUCAAAUCUUCGACGUCCUGGUCAAGAUUGGAAGAAAGGGUCACUUGUUCUCGGCUGGUCUGGUCAUUGGUGGAAAGAGCCUGCAGGAGGAACAAAGUGCUCUGGCGCGUAUGAACAUUGUCGUCUGCACACCCGGUCGUAUGCUGCAGCACUUGUCGCAAACCGCCCUCUUCUCCGUCGACAAUGUGCAGAUGCUAGUGCUCGACGAGGCUGAUCGCAUCUUGGACAUGGGCUUCCAGCGUGACCUGGAUGCCAUUGUCGAGUAUUUGCCCAAGGACCGCCAGACUCUGCUCUUCUCUGCCACCCAGACAAAGCGUGUCUCUGAUCUCGCCCGUCUUAGUCUGAGAGACCCCGAAUACGUCUCGACCUCGGAACAAGGCGAGUCUGCCACUCCCAAAUCCCUGCAACAAAACUACGUCCUCACUCCGCUACCCGACAAACUCGACACUCUCUGGUCAUUUAUCCAGACUUGCAAAAAGUCCAAAAUCAUCGUCUUCCUGUCUUCUGGAAAGCAGGUCCGUUUUGUCUUUGAAGCCUUCCGCCACAUGCAGCCUGGUAUUCCUCUGCUACAUCUUCACGGUCGUCAGAAGCAAACUGCUCGUCUCGACAUUACAAAGAAGUUUUCCCAUGCUCAACACUCGUGUAUGUUUGCAACCGAUGUCGCCGCAAGAGGUCUGGAUUUUCCUGCUGUCGACUGGGUUGUACAGCUAGACGCUCCUGAAGAUGCCGACACGUAUAUCCACCGUGUAGGUCGUACUGCCCGUUACGAACGCGAGGGUAAAGCCGUCCUUUUCCUCGACCCCAGCGAAGAGGAAGGCAUGCUUUCUCGUCUCGAAGCAAAAAAGGUCCCCAUCGAACGCAUCAGUGUCAAGCAAAAGAAGCAACAAUCCAUCAAGCCUCAACUACAAAACAUGUGUUUCAAAGACCCGACACUCAAGUACCUAGGUCAAAAGGCUUUUGCCAGUUACGUUCGCAGCAUCCACAUUCAAAAAGACAAGGACGUCUUCAAACUCGACAAACUAAACCUCGAAGAAUUCGCUGCAAGUCUUGGUCUACCCGGUGCACCUAAAAUCAAGUUCAUCGCAGGAGACGACGCAAAGGCCAGAAAGAAUGCCCCUAGAGCACAACUCAACGAUUCAGACGAAGAAAGCGAUGCAGAUAAGCAAGAGACAAAGAAGCCAGAAGUACGCACAAAAUACGACCGCAUGUUCGAGCGCAAGAACCAAGAUGUCCUGGCAGACCAUUACGCCAAAAUGGUUCGCGACGACGAUAUCGAAGCUUUGGAUGGGACUCAAAUGUCCGACGACGAUUUGUUCAGUGUAAAGCGCAGAAUCCCUGUGCAGGGAGAAAAGUCCGAUGCAGAGUCAUCAGACGACGCGGACGAGCAAUCAACACUCGCAGUAGCAGAUAUGAAUCUCCCUCCGGGCGCAAAAGCAGUGCACAUCCCCGGAGCCAAAGACGCCCUCAUUAUCGACAGCAAGCGCCGAGAAAAACUGCUCAAGUCCAAGAAGAAGUUGCUCAAAUUCAAGGAAAGUGGCACAAAACUCGUUUUCGACGACGAAGGCAAUGCACACCAAAUUUACGAAUUGGAAGACGAAGAUGCAUUCAAGGCCAAGGGCACAGCAGAAGAGCAGAGAGCGAAGUUCUUGGAAGAAGAAGCUCAACGUGUCCGGGAAUCAGAUCUCCUGGACAAGGCCCUCGCAAAGGAAAAGAAACGAGCAAAGAAGGAAAAGCGCAAGGAGAGAGAAAGAGAAGAAGAAGGAGAUGCUUCCGACGACGAAGAAGAAGCGCCAGAACUCGCCGAUGCAAGUGCAGAUUUCAAGAAAUUCCUCGCUGGAUCGGAUGAUGGGGAGAGUGCUGCAGAAGAAGAAGAAGACGACGAAGACGAACAGCCAAAGAAGAGACAGAAGAAGUGGUUCGAGGAGGAAGGUCGCAGGACGGAUCUUGGAAGGGAAGAAGCUUCUGCGCCGGAAACUUUGCAGGAUUUGGAGGCUUUGGCUGCUGGAUUGUUGGAUUGAGUUGUAUAAGGCCUCUUUUAUCCCUUGCUUUUUCUCUCUCUCUCUCUCUCUCUCUCUCUCUCUCUCUCUCUCUCUCUCUCUCU